Messenger RNA from Ambispora leptoticha, 368 nucleotides. Lineage: Eukaryota; Fungi; Glomeromycota; Glomeromycetes; Archaeosporales; Ambisporaceae. The record is from the annotation of a GenBank genome assembly.
UUAUUACUAAACCAACCACAUUUACGACUCUGACUACAACUCAAACCACAACUCAAACCACAAUAACUAGUCCAACUACAACUACAACUCAAUCAACUAGCACAAUAGUGACAAGUCCAACAACAGUUAUUACAACAGUUAUUACAACUCAAACAGUAAUCACCAGUCCUAUUACAAUUACUCAAUCUAAUACAAUAAUAACUACUUUAACAACUCGGACCAUUCAAUUGACUUCAACUGUGACUCAAAUCCAGCCCGCAUCUACUAUUAUUUCCACUCAGUCCGGACAAACUGUGACAAAGUGGAUACUUGUGAACUUUAGAUUGGUAAACUCAGAGAAAUCUAGAACCUCUUUUUUGAAAUUUUGA